This is a messenger RNA of Labeo rohita (rohu), 1208 nucleotides long. It is a transcript of the gene sycp3, whose product is annotated as synaptonemal complex protein 3. Lineage: Eukaryota; Metazoa; Chordata; Actinopteri; Cypriniformes; Cyprinidae. Gene Ontology annotation, biological process: spermatid development; meiotic cell cycle. The transcript has 9 exons. Gene Ontology annotation, cellular component: synaptonemal complex. The record is from RefSeq and is a predicted model, not a curated record. Bases 305 to 1027 code for a protein of 240 amino acids.
UUAUAAUCAUUAAUAUGCACCACCUAAGCUGAGCGCGGUCAAUCAUUGUCUCCAGUUUAAAAUAAAAAAAGCGGGAAAUCACUUCAGAGACGCGCGAAUUCAAACCGUCGCAAACAUUUUUUGCUGGUUUCUGUUUAUGAAUGAAUUAUAGUAGUUUAGAUAAUUUGCGUAAUAACUUACAGUAGUGGAAAGUAAUUGCGUUUUGGAUAGUUUUCUAGACUGGCGUGAUUGGUUAUACGGAUAUCACACACGCACACACUCGUCAGACCAGACUACAGCAAAAUACUCUUCAUACAACGAGACAAUGGCAGCUUCCGCGAGAAAACAGAACAAGAAGACCAAACACACUGACAGCACCGCAGACCUGAAAAAAGCGUUUGACUUCGACACUCUGGACGAAAAGAAAGGAAGUGGGUCUGACGAUGAUACCAGAGAUGAAACUCCAAUCAUUGACAAGCUGACCAAGAAAAGAUCUGCAGAUACGUUUGAUGACGAUGAUCUUACUGCAGGUGUGGGGAAUGAGGUUCAAACUAUGCUGGAAAGAUUCGGUGCGGACAUCAGCAAGGCCAUGCAGACCAAAAGGAAACGUUUGGAGGUUCUCACCAAAAACUCCUUAAAGGGCAGCACUCAGAAACUGGAGCAAAUGUGGAAAACCCAGCAGAAUCAGAGGCAGAAGCUGACACAAGAUUAUUCUCAGCAAGUUCUGUCUGUGCUUCAGCAGUGGGAGACCGACGUUCAGAAAUCUGAGGAGCAGGAGGAGAAGCUGAAUAAUUUGUUUCGCCAGCAGCAGAAGCUCUUCCAGCAGGCGAGGGUUGUGCAAAACCAGAAAAUGAAAACCAUCAAAGACCUGUAUGAGCAGUUUGUCAAGAACAUGGAGGAGAUGGAGAAAAGCCAUGAAGCCUUCCUGCAGGGCACCCAGAUGGAGCUGAGAAAGGAGAUGGCCCUGCUGCAGAAGAAGAUAAUGAUGGACACACAACAACAGGAGAUGGCCACUGUUCGGAAAUCCCUCCAAUCCAUGCUGUUCUGAAAGCAUCUUUCUGUUCUAAUGACAACACUGUAGAUGACUUAACUUGUGUUUGAAAACGAAGGUUUACUUUAUUAAAAAAGUUUGUUCAUUUUAAUCCAUAAUUGUAUAAUAAUAAUAUGUAAGUAAUUUAACUCUUGUGUCAAGAUUAAAGAUCCCAUAAAUUAAUUUUUCUUUUCUGUGU